AUGAAAACAAUUCAUCCAAAAAAUAUCUAACAUAAUUUCACCUAUCUUAAAAAUAUGAGACUAAAGAAUCAAUUACUUGUUUUGAUUAGUUUUUAAAUAAUUUUCAUCAUGACUUUUCUUGUCUGUAGCAAUUACAUACAUACAACCUUUAUAUAAAUAUUUUUUACAGAAUCCUCAUAAAAAAUUUACCUCAAAACUUCAAAUUCACUACUUAAAUCAUAAUUAAAUGAAUAUAAUACAUACUUUAAUUCAUUGUUUCAUACGAGUAAACAUUUAAAUAAAUUAGAUGGUUAAACACUUAUAUCAUUCUUUUAACUUUAUACAUAUCUCAGAAAUAAAACGAUUUAAAAUCUUGGUCCACUGAGUUAUAAAUUUAAUAUGAAUUAUGGAGGGAUCAAUUCUAAAAUUCCACCAUCAAUUUAAUCAUCCAAAAUAGGAAUUUAUAAUACGACUCUCUCCUAUCUUUGUUACACCAAUAAAACUAAAUUUCAUCAACCUUCUACUCGAGAUGAACUAAUUAAUGUAAAAACUCAGGAAUCAAUGCACAGUAUUGGAAUGGUUAUUUUUCAAGGGAAAACAACUCUGUAAUCAUUUCUCUAUGGAUAUAUUAAAAGAGAUAACAUUUUAAUGACAUAUCCUUGUUUACAAAGACAUGAUAUUGCUAAUUACACACCUGAAAAUAGAACUUGGUAUAUAGAAGCCAAAAGAAAUUUCUAAGUUCAUAAGCCUUAUAAUUAAUACAAUUUUUCCAUAACUUAUCCUUACUUAUGUAAUUACAAUUUCUAUUAAAUAAAGUAUUUAAAUCUACCAGUGUCGGAUUAUCUAUGACUAUUCCAUUUGUUGAUCAAAAUCUCAAUUAGAUUGGAAGUGGAGCUUUCGAUUUGAUUCCUUCUAAUUUAUUACAAAAAGUAACUUAAUAAUUUGGGAAUGAUUAAACUUCCAUCUUUCUUGCAUCCUUAGAUGGAAUAUUGAUUAUGCAUCCAUACAAUAUUACUUCAGAUAAAUUACCACUUUAUUUUUACAAUCAAUCUAUUACUGGCUUCGACUUUAAAGAUUGGGAAGGUUUGUCAGAUCCCACAUUUGUUUCGAAUUGCAAAAACCAAACGACAACAAUGAAUUUUAAAUGCCUGUAUAACUCAUUUUAUAAUCAGGAUGUAUUUAUUAGUAGAUAAACUUUACAUUAAUUUAAUAUGACUGUUAUUGUGUAAGUUUAUAUAUAAAUUUUAUUUUAGCUUAAUCAGCAGUUCAGAAUUUAAUAAAUUUUCAAAUGAUUUCAACACAAAUUUGAACUCAUAAUUAAAUAGUACAUUUUUAAAUUCAUUAAUUUAAUAAGCUAGUCUAUUUGUAUUUUUGUGUAUUCUUAUAUACUUUAUGACUUCUUAUCUAUUUUAUCCAAUAGAAUUAAUCAUAAAUGCAGCUAUGAAUUAAAUUUAAAAGAAAAAGUACAAAAACAAAAAUUUAACUACAAUUUUAUAAUCAGUAAUAAGUGUUUAGAUUUUGGAAUUAUAUAGAUCUUGCUAACAUUUUAAUAAAUUAUUUGAAAGAUUUUCAUUCAAUAAAACAGAAUAAUGUUAAAAAAUUGAAAGUCUUUAAUACCCUUAAAAGUAAUAAGAAAUUAGAUUUUGUUCAUUAAUGGGUCAUAGAAAAUUAAGAAAAUUUGAUGUAAAUGUAUAAUUAUAGUAAUUAGUAUAAACUAAAAAAUUAGAAAAAAGAAAAUUUAGAUUUAGCGAAAUCAAUAAUUAAAUAAGUAUAUUUUUAACUUCGACUAAAAUGA
Paramecium sonneborni is the source of this 1774-nucleotide messenger RNA. The record is from the annotation of a GenBank genome assembly. Lineage: Eukaryota; Ciliophora; Oligohymenophorea; Peniculida; Parameciidae.